AUUUUAUAAAUAUUUGUCUACAAUGUGUAGAAAUUUUAAUGUCAUUUUUUACUUUUUUAGCAACAAAUUCUCAGAUUAAUGACAAAAUAACUCAAGUAUUAGCAACAUAUCAAAUUAAAACAGAUCCUUGGACAUCAGAAGAUAACUAUAUUAUUUCUUCACGAAUACUAGAGACUUGGAAAAGCAAUUUAAUCACCAAAGAAGUUCUUAUACGGAUUUUAAUGGAUGGUAUUCGCCCAUAUUUCUCAUUUCAUAAAAAUAAAUAUUCUUUUGCUCGUUAUAAAAAACCAGAAAGUGAAAAAACUAUAUACACAAGAUAUGAAAAUAUAUAUUCAGCGUUGGAAGACUCUAAAAUAGAACCUUGGAAAACAGAAAAAGUAGAAUGUGCAUCUAUUCUUGAAUGGACACUUUCAGUGUGUCAGAAAGAAAUAAUUGAAAAUAACUUUUUCCUUAUAAUUCCACCUCUAGUAAUACUUUUAGAAGAUGCAAAUCCUAAUUUUAAACUUAAAAGUACACGUUGUCUUCACCAUUUGUUAUCAAAAUGUGAUAAUGUAUUUGUUGAAAAGACAGGGAUUGGAAAUCUUUUUUGGGAACAACUUAUUCAAUGUCUUUCAUAUCAUCCACCUUCAAUUCAUGUCACUAUUUCUAUUCCUUUAUUAAAAACAUCACUGAAUAAUCUUAUAAUGCUUGCACUUUUAAUACAACCAGAGUCAAAAAGUCAAAGAGUGAAACUUUACGAUAAAAUUAUUUAUGCUGGCGUGUUCAAUGGUAUGCUUUAUUCAGGAGAACAGCCUGAUAUGGUUAUAUUAUUUAUGGAAUAUACGAGAAAACUCGUAAAUAUGAUGGGAAUCUAUGCAACGAAACAUAUUAAGAUGUUAAUCCCUCUUGUUUCCUCUGUUUUAGAAAAUUCUUUUCAACUGAAUCAUCUUCAACAACUUGUUGAAGCAUCAAAGGCAUUAAAAACAAUAAUAUGCGUUUGUUGGCCAAGAAUAGGUCCUUAUCAUCCAACAAUCUUAAAAGGUAUAUGUUUCUGUUGGCUAAAUAUACAAUCACAAAAAGGUAGUCUUAUAGAUGAAAUAAAAAAAGAAUUAAAUUACUGUAUAAAAGCAUUGAAAAAGAUAAUGGGAACUGAAUUAGAUAAAGAUUUUCAAGCACUGAUGAAUGCUGAUCCUAACAUGAUUUCUUUUUUCAAAGACAUAUAACAAAAAUACAA
Pneumocystis jirovecii RU7 is the source of this 1213-nucleotide messenger RNA. RefSeq lists its product as uncharacterized. The record is from RefSeq and is a predicted model, not a curated record. Lineage: Eukaryota; Fungi; Ascomycota; Pneumocystomycetes; Pneumocystales; Pneumocystaceae. Gene Ontology annotation, cellular component: cytosol; centrosome; nucleoplasm. Bases 39 to 1202 code for a protein of 387 amino acids. The transcript has 3 exons.